AUGUGGAUCCCGCGUUCUGCCUCAAGUCAAACACAAUUCACCUCGACUUCGGUGGAUGGCUUGACGAUCGCCCACUACACAACAAAACAUAGCCAGGACGACAACCAGAACGAGAUGAUUUCCGAUACAGCUACGAUGGCCGAGGAACCAGCAGAUCCUGCAUGGGAGAAAUGGGUCACCGUGAACGACCUCACAAUAUACUACCCUGUUGCUCUUCGUACGCCAAUCGUUACGUCAACGGAUGUUCUGUUCGAAGGCACACAGCUGCCAGUCCCCUUGGACACAAACUUGACCUUAUGGCCUCUCCCGCACACUGACAUUGUUUUCGAAGGACGCAAGGUUCAUAUCUACCCUUGUGAGCUGGGGAUCCUCGACAAGAUAGAGGUCGUUGGGGAGACAAAACGCUUUGACGUCAACACGGUCUCCGAUCGUAAGCUAUGGACGUUUGCAAAAACCAUGACCCCCGAGGCGUUUGCGGAGCACGCCAUCAUCAUGAAGUCACAGGAGAUUAUCUCUGCUGACAACACCAGGGCCGAGAGACCUGCUGAGAGCUCCAAAAAUGCGAGAGAUCAUGUCGCGCAGAACUUCGUCACUAUCAAUGGCAAGAACAUCUAUUUUACCACCGGAAUGAAGCCUACACUUCUAAGUGAUAACAAACUCCGCUUCCCUGGUGCUGGCAGAAAGAAGUCAAGGGUUCCAACCUCCAAAGGAUACGUUGCCCUGGUACAUCCUCUGGGCUGGACCAUUCAAGAUCACGAGUGCGGAGUUCAGCUUGUUCGAGACGUUCAGCAUGCAGCCGUCACAGAGAGCGACGAGGGGGAUAUCGCGGCGCGCCAAUCUGCCUGCGCUCUGGCCGGCGGACAGAUCACCUUCAGCGCAUCGUGCCCCAGAGCGCCCCUUCACCCCAUGUCAGUCCCGGAUGAGAGACUCUUGACGCUCAAGGGCUUUCACGUCAACUUUCCAACUGACGCCGCCCCGGAAAUCCACGGCACCGAGAUUGACUUCCCUGGGCUCCUUCAACACGUAGCAGCUUUCCCACUUCCUUCCGGCGGCUACAUAACAGCGCGUUACAGAGAGGAUAUGGAGGUCAGAUUCCGUGGCGACAGCCUCCUGUUCUGCUUCAAGCCUGAGCCCGCUAAGCAGAAUGCGCUCCCGGACCUUGAACAGGCUAUCGAUCAGGCACCGCGCCAUUGCAGGCAUUGCCCCCGCAUGUUGACACCUUAUGAGGAGGAGUGUGUCGAAUUCAAGGGCAUUCGCUUCUACUACCCUCCGGACCAGACGGCCAACGUUGACAAUGCUCUGUCUGAAGUUAGCUUCGUGGAGAACGCCGGAGAGUUGGACCACGUCACCGUCUUCGGCAUCAUCAAGUUGUACUGCCCGCCCCACUGCGACAUCGUUGUCGGCCACGAGGUACACAUAUAUCCAGCGGAGGCCAACGUGCUUCGAAGAUACGGUGAAGAUCCCCACCACCGGCUCUUGAUGGGCUCUCAGUACAAUUUGAAAGACAGCCGUAUCGUGUCUCUCGAGCUGGAGCCGCAGCGAAGGGAGGCUCGCAUCCAUGCGACCAAGGUAUGGACCGACGCCUGUGAGCGCGAGCGAAUCCGGACAAGGGACUACACGAUUGGCCUGUUCGACGAGUGGGCCGUGAUCAUAAACCAGAAGAAGCGGCCGUUCACCGCCGCGCAGGAGGCACGCUCCAUAGCCAUCGCCAAGGAGAUUGGGGUCGACCGGCACAUGCUCUUCGAGAUUACCAUUGGCGGCCUCCAGACAACGACCACCGGCCAAGUGCUGCCGACGCUGCCAUUUCGUCCCUGCGUGAAGUAUCCCACCCAAGAGGAGGACGCUGGCAUUUCGGACGGCAUCAAGAAGUUUCUGGAAGAGGAUGGGGCUUGGGCGAAGCAGGCCGAUGCCAGGGUCGAGUCGAUCAGGGGGAAGCUUGCCGAGGUCUUUCCAGACAGGCAGCUUCCUGCGCGGCGCACACAGCCUGCCGCGCAGGAGAAGGAGGUUGAGUGCACCGAUGAUACCGACGAUACCGACGCGAUCCUGAAGCAGAGCGAGAAGUGGGACAGGGAGCAAGAGGAGAAAUUCAGAGCCCUCAGUACGAAGAUGACCGAGCUGCUGAAGUCGCGAGGUUUUGUCAGACGAUAA
Neoarthrinium moseri is the source of this 2148-nucleotide messenger RNA. RefSeq lists its product as uncharacterized. NCBI's taxonomy places the organism in Eukaryota, Fungi, Ascomycota, Sordariomycetes, Amphisphaeriales, Apiosporaceae. Bases 1 to 2148 code for a protein of 715 amino acids. The record is from RefSeq and is a predicted model, not a curated record. The transcript is spliced from 3 exons.